AUGCAGAAUGAAGAUUUGAAAAUCAAGGGCAAAAAUGACUUACAAUCUUCCUCCAAGGUAUCUGAGGAAGAAGAGGGUGAUUAUGAGACUGUAAGUUCUUCCACUCUGGAGGCCAUCCAUGCUUUGAAAAUUCUUCCUGCCAAACCUCUACAAGAAUCCGAAUAUGCAGAUAAACGUUGUUUAAGGCCUUCAGGUACCACUUCCCCAGUGAACACUCAGCACACAUCUCAGACCCCUCAGUCCUCAGCUAAACACACAUCUGUUCUGGAGGGGAGGAGCACACCAAAUUUUAGAGGAGAACGAAUUAAAAUACAUGGAUCCCAGGAGCCUGUGCCUCCCCCACGGCCUCUGAAGACACUGCCAAAGCAGUAUCAACCACUUCCUCCAGAGCCGAAGACAAGCAGCCAGUGCUUUCACACGAGGAAAGCGCUAAGCCAAGCUCACACCUUUCCAAUAUCAGCAAAAGUCACAAGACAUCUAUCUGUUAAGGAACUAAACAAAGUAUCUGGAAGAGAACAAGUUACAGAGUUGGGGAAGAAACCUGAAAUAUAUUUUCAAGCACAAGAGUAUAAAUCAAAGCAUCACCCUGAAACCAGCCUUCAGUGCAAGCAGAGCUCUAAAAACAUUUGCAGCUCAGGGUCCAUGUUAAAUGUAGCAAAUCUGUCAGUGAAGAAGUCACCAUCUCCUACACAGUAUACAGCAUGCAAAACUAAAUCAAAACGUUCACUUGUAAAACUGGAAAUGCAAUCCCCUACCCAACCCACUGAAAAGGACUUAAACAAAUACGAAUGGUACAUUGGAGAAUAUGAUCGCCAUGAAGCAGAGAAGGCACUGUUACAGGAAAACACUGAUGAGACAUUCUUGGUUAGAGAUUGUUCAAAGAAAUCAAAAAGUGAACCGUAUGUUUUGGUUGUCUAUUAUGGAAGAAGAGUAUACAACAUUAAAGUACGUUUUCUGGAAGACAGCCAACAAUACGCGCUAGGAACAGGGCUUAGAGGAGAUGAUAAAUUUAAUUCUGUGAAAGAGAUCAUUGACUUCUACAAAUGCAUUCCCAUCACACUAAUUGACGGAAAGGAUAAUUCAGGAACGCAGAGAGAACAAUGUUACCUUAGACAUCCAUUCCAGUUGCGCAGAAGAUGUUUUCUGCCUUAAUGUCACCAAUUUGCUUGUAUAGAACAAUUAUUUGUCUCGAAAAACAGAUUAGCCUUUGAGUGAGAAGCUCCCCGUAAUAUUAUGAAACACUCUACAUUGCUCCACUGAA
Pezoporus flaviventris is the source of this 1261-nucleotide messenger RNA. It is a transcript of the gene CLNK, whose product is annotated as cytokine dependent hematopoietic cell linker. NCBI's taxonomy places the organism in Eukaryota, Metazoa, Chordata, Aves, Psittaciformes, Psittacidae. Gene Ontology annotation, biological process: cell surface receptor protein tyrosine kinase signaling pathway; intracellular signal transduction. The record is from RefSeq and is a predicted model, not a curated record. The transcript has 15 exons. Bases 1 to 1152 code for a protein of 383 amino acids.